UACCCCGCCCACCUUUUCUCCUCUCUGUUAAUUUUCUCGGAGUUUUCUACUCAGGCUCCAGUUCUGGCCUUGGGGCUUCGAGGUUCCUGAGACUGGGCCACGAUCUCUGUCGCGGAGUAUCAGCUCUCAGCAACCCCCUACCCCAGACCCCGGCUCCACUUGGGACCUCCCCGAUGGACCCGCGCCUCGGAGAUCGUCUCUGCUGCCACCACCGCGGUGGCCUUGGGCCCUGAUGGGGGAGUGAGAGGCCACAGCUGGCAGGACAUGGGCCUCUCCGCCGUGCCUGGCCUGCUGCUGCCACUGGUGCUCCUGGCUCUGUUGGUGGGAAUACACCCACAUGGGGUUAUUGGAUUGGUCCCUCACCUUGGGGACCGUGAAAAGAGAGACAGUCAGUGUCCCCAUGGAAAAUACAGCCACCCUCGGAAUAAUUCCAUUUGCUGUACCAAGUGCCACAAAGGGACCUACCUGUACGAUCACUGUCCAGCCCCAGACCAGGUGACGGACUGCAGGGAGUGUGAGAAUGGCACCUACACUGCCCGGGAGAACCAGCUCACACAGUGCUUCAGCUGCACCAUAUGCCGCAAAGAAAUGCACCAGGUGGAGAUUUCUCCUUGCGCAGUGGACCAGAACACCGUGUGUGGCUGUAAGAAGAACCAGUACCAGCAUUACUAUGAUGAAACCCUUUUCCAGUGCAUGAACUGCAGCCUCUGUCCCAAUGGCACCGUACAUCUCCCCUGCCAGGAGAGACAGAACACCGUGUGCAGCUGCCAUGGAGGGUUCUUUCUCAGGGAGAACGAGUGUGUCCCCUGCAGCGAAUGCCAAGGAAGCCCGCAGUGCAUGAAGUCGUGCCUACCCUUUUCUGAAAAUGUUCAGGGCCGUCAAGAUGCAGACACCACAGUGCUGCUGCCCCUGGUGAUCUUCUUGAGUCUCUGUCUGUUGUUGGUCGUCUUCGUCGGGUUACUGUGUCGCUUCCGGCGCUGGAAACCCAAGCUCGUCUCCAUUGUCUGUGGGACUUCGAAACCUGUAAAAGAGGGGGAACUCGAAGGAAUUACCACCAAGCCCCUAGCCAUGUCUCCAGGCUUCAUUCCUCCGGGUUGCUUGAGCCCCCCUCCGGGCUUCAGUCCCACCACGGUCUUCAGUCCCAUCCCCAGUUCCACCGGCCCCUCUGGCUCCACCUACAUCCCCAGAGACUGUCCGGAUUUUAGGGACGCAUCACCCUGGAGAGAGGUAGCCUCACCCUACCAGGGCGCUGAACCAGCCUUCCCUUCAGCCCUCACCUCCACCCCCAUCGCCACCCCAAUUCAGAAGCUGGAGGAGGGCGCACACUCGCCACGCCCAGACUCCGACCCCGCGACGCUGUACGCGGUGGUGGACGGCGUGCCGCCCACGCGCUGGAGGGAGUUCAUGCGGCGCCUGGGGCUGAGCGAGCACGAGAUCCAGCGGCUGGAGCUGCAGAACGGGCGCUGCCUGCGCGAGGCGUACUACAGCAUGCUGGGGGCCUGGCGGCA
Molecule: messenger RNA, 1508 nt
Organism: Tupaia belangeri chinensis (Chinese tree shrew)
Lineage: Eukaryota; Metazoa; Chordata; Mammalia; Scandentia; Tupaiidae
Gene: TNFRSF1A
Product: TNF receptor superfamily member 1A
Biological process (GO): tumor necrosis factor-mediated signaling pathway; inflammatory response; prostaglandin metabolic process
Cellular component (GO): signaling receptor complex; membrane raft
Molecular function (GO): tumor necrosis factor receptor activity; tumor necrosis factor binding
Source: RefSeq, a predicted model, not a curated record